Syngnathus acus (greater pipefish) is the source of this 2242-nucleotide messenger RNA. It is a transcript of the gene nufip1, whose product is annotated as nuclear FMR1 interacting protein 1. Gene Ontology annotation, cellular component: nucleus. The transcript has 10 exons. Gene Ontology annotation, biological process: box C/D snoRNP assembly. Gene Ontology annotation, molecular function: RNA binding. The record is from RefSeq and is a predicted model, not a curated record. NCBI's taxonomy places the organism in Eukaryota, Metazoa, Chordata, Actinopteri, Syngnathiformes, Syngnathidae. Bases 109 to 2004 code for a protein of 631 amino acids.
CCGAGUGAAGAAGGUCAAAGCAAAACAGCACAUGUGAGACCAGGGCAAGACGCGGACUGUAGCAUUUAUUUUCAUUUUAAUCCCUAAACAAGACCUCGAGUGUGAAGUAUGGAUAAACUUGGCUUCUAUCCUCCACCUAACUUCGACUGUCCGCCUCCGAACUCCAUCCAACAACCUCAGCCGCCCGCCGUUUCAAAAAGCAGCUUCCACCCCAGCAUGUGGACUUGGAACGAGUCACCGUGCGACCCUGAGCCCAGGAUGGCUUACAGCGGCCAAGCGAAUUGGAACUAUCGACCAGCGUCAGCAAUCUAUGGAUCUCAAUAUUCAUACGGUCAUCAUUGGUAUCAACCCAGACAACAAAAUUGGAGCAAUUACGGACCAGCAUGGAACCGUGGGAAAAAGCGUCAAAACAAGAAAGAACCGGAUUAUAUGCAUUUUUGUGACCCAUGCGACAAAGGAUUUAAAACCCAGGAGAAAUAUGAGGAGCAUGUCGCUCAACACAUAAAGUGUUCUGUCCCAGACUGCAGCUUUAUGGCACACGAAAAAAUAGUCAGCUUUCAUUGGAAAAAUACCCACGCACCCGGAAUGAAGAGAAUUAAGUUGGACACCGCAGAAGAGAUUGCAAAAUGGAGAGAGGAGAGGCGCAAGAACUAUCCAACUUUACAGAAUAUUGAGAAAAAGAGAAAACUCAUGCAGGAACGGGAAGAGACGGGAGCAGUUCUGGAGACGGCUCAAUUUGGACGCAUGAGAGGCAGAGGAUGGCGUGGGAGAGGUCAUCACGGGUUUCACGGACAACAUCCCCAAGGUUUGCGUUCAUCCAAUGCUGACCCUGCAGCAGCGAGACCGCCACCCCCCACCAAGCCAGCAAUUCAUAAUGGUGAUCCACUGGGAGUUUUGGCCAAAGGUGACAUUGAGUCCGAUAAAGAUGAUGCUGACACUGACUCCAGGCCCGCCGGCAUUGUUGUUGCCCCGAAACAGAUGAGUGCCGCACUCGGGUCUCUUGCAGCCAACUAUGGCUCCAUGAGUGAGAGUGAAAGUGAUGAAGGAGCGCAGGACUCGACUAUACAAAAAACCAAAGAACUGAUCCAAGAAAACAAGGACUUGCUUGGCCAGAACAACGGCCAUUUCAUAGACACCAGAACCGCAACACAGGACACGCACGCUUCCAAAGUGUCAUGUCCUUGGUCUGCCUCGAACACGUCAAACGACCGAAGACGACAAGGGAGAGGAGGAGGAAGACGAGGAAGGCAAGGUCGACGUGGAUACCAAAAUAUGUCGCGGCGGCCCACUCUCCUUGAGAUGCUUCUUGCCCCGGAUAUCCGCCAUGAGAGAAACGUCCUCCUGCAGUGCGUUCGCUACGUAGUCCGAAAUGACUUCUUUGGGCUGGAGAGCAAAACUCAGCUCAAGCUGGGGAUCGAGCGGACACAAGGUGCUGGAGGUUCAGACCAGGAAGUUAAGAAUGAAAGCAGGACUUUGUCCGAUUCCCUAGUUGAUAGCAAGGCCUGUUCUGUUGAGGGUGGGACUUCAACUCAAAAAGCCAACACCAGGCCAGAAAUAUGCACGGAGGAAAACAUGGCGAUUUCUCCAGCCACCGCCACAGUCGAUAUCAUAGUUGAUCACAGCUCAGCACAGAAUAGUCUGGAUCAGGCGCCGCUCGGUGACCAAGCUGCUGCUGGAGUCCCUGAUGACACAACUCGACUUGGUUCACUAGACACUUCGUCUGGUACAGCAUGUGACCAAGCAGGCUUAAGUUUAUCACAUUCAGGAGCAGGCUGUGAACCAGCAGGUGACCAAGGGGUCCAGGCCACACCACCAAAUGAACAUUUAAGCAUGCAAAAAUCCAAUGAUCCCCCUGUGGAUUCUUUUGCAAAUGCAGAGCAGGUUACAGACGAUAAGGAAGAAAUGGCAAGUGGUCACCACCACGACCAUGAUUCAAUGGCAUCUUGUGAAAGUACAUGUACCAAUAAUAUUUAUGAUGACGAAAUAUGGGAAACGCCAAUUUGAUUGAAAUUGUUUAGAGAAUCUCAGUGUUUUUGUUUUGUACUUGCUAAAUUGAUUUGAUCAUACAACCAUUUUCAAUGUACAUUGAUCAAAGUUUUUUUUUUUCCUCUAGCAAAAAAUUAUAUACAUGAAAUUUUCUAACUUUUUUCCCCAUUUCAUAUCUAUUUAAGUAUAGUUAUAUGUUGUCCCUUAUUUCCUACUUCUGCCUGCCUUUAAUUUUGGUAUAAAGUUAUGAAGUUAC